Messenger RNA from Mycotypha africana, 1290 nucleotides. RefSeq lists its product as uncharacterized. The record is from RefSeq and is a predicted model, not a curated record. Gene Ontology annotation, cellular component: plasma membrane. The annotation marks the transcript as partial. NCBI's taxonomy places the organism in Eukaryota, Fungi, Mucoromycota, Mucoromycetes, Mucorales, Mycotyphaceae. Gene Ontology annotation, molecular function: calcium-activated cation channel activity. The transcript is spliced from 4 exons.
AUGGAUUGGUACAAAUGCUUGCAAUAUUCAGUUCAACACCAACUGCAGUUAAAUCUAGAAGACCGUGUGGUAACAGUAUCCAGACUACUGGCCUAUUUAGGAACGUUGGAUGACGAGAUCUCCAAGUUAAGAGAUAGCGAACUCUCAUCCGAGCUCUACACGCCUACCGCUACAGCUUUCAUCACCUUCAAAACACCUCAUUCAGCGCAAGCUUGUGCUCAGAUGGUUACAUCGUGGAAGCCAGGCGUACUAAGUACUCGCAUGGCUCCAGAACCGAGAGACUUAUUAUGGAGAACUUUACUAAGAAGAGGAAGAAAAAGUCGAAUCGCAGGAAUUAUUCGACAUUGGAUUGUAUUUGUGGCUGUAUGGUCAUUGACUAUAUUUUGGCUGUUUCCUAUUACUUUUAUUCUUGGAUUAACGUCCAUUCAAUCCUUGUCAAAUCAUGUUGCUUUUUUAAGAUAUUUUCUGGCUUCGUCGUUAGUCAUAAGGACAUUUGUUCAGAAUAUUCUGCCAACAUUAUUGGUCACUUUGUGCAUGAGCUUCCUUCCUUGGAUUGUUUUGGAGCUUUCAAAAAAGCAAGAUUUUUUAUGUUACUCUGAGUUGGAAGACAGUGUAUUGGGACGAUAUUAUCAUUUUGCUAUAUUCAAUGUUCUUAUAGUAUUUCUCUUGGGCACUACGUUCCUCACUACCAUGUUAGAUGUGUUAUACGAGCCGACUAUGCUCAUCCAAUUGCUUGCCAAUGCUUUACCUCAGGGUGCAAAUUUCUUUCUCAACUAUAUAUUAUUCAACUGCUGUACUCAUGCGAUGGAAUUGAUCCAGCUUGGCUCUCAACUCUUCGGCCAUCUUUUUUUUACACAACCAUUCCUAUCUCGUACGCCUCGCUUACGACUCAAAUACACACAACCUUGGUCCUUCUUAUACUAUUAUUACUACCCUCACCAUAUCCUGGUCUUUGUCAUUACACUAACAUAUAGCGUUAUCCAACCACUCAUUUUGAUCUUCAGUUUAUUUUAUUUUAGUUUUGCUUUGGUUGUCUACCGACAUCAAUACAUGUAUUGCUAUAUACGACGUUACGAAUCUAAUGGCACACGGCAUUAUCGACGUAUGGCCAGAUAUACAUCGGACGGCUUACUUAUCUUUCAAUUGACUAUGGUCGGUUUACUAUACUUGAAAGGCGUCAUUGCAGCUGCCACGGCUAUACUGCCUUUAGUGGUGUUUACUAUUUGGGCAAAAAUGAAAUUACACGGUCUAUUUAAAUACCGUAUGGAUCAUCCACCCGCUGUAAUUGAG